AUGUCAAUAAGUUUACCAAUUGGAAGAGAUCCACAAAUAGAACUUGAGAAUGAUCCCAGAGUAUUACUGGGAUUAGCAGGGAUAAUUGGAUGUGAUGAAAACACGGGUAAUACCACAAAUAAUGAGAUAAAUGAGAGAAUAGAACAUAUUGGGAAUACAAUAAAGAGAAAACAAGAUUAUGGAUCUGGAUCAGUUGGAGAGGGAGAUUUCAAACAAUAUCAACAAGGUGAACAAUUAAAAGGUAAUGAUUUGAGAGUAAGUGAUAAUAUUUUGGAUAAUUUUUUUAUUUCAAACUCGUCUUCUAUUAUAAACACACCUAGCACAACUUUAAGCCCAUUAACUAAUCAUAAUCAAGCUCAAAAUUUAGGUAUAAAUAAAAUGACUAGUUUGCCAAUGGAAAAUUAUGGAUUAUAUAUGAAUAGGAUGGACUUAAUAGAUAUAGUAUUUGAUGAAGAACUAAGUGCAAGAGGAGCAAAUCUUGCAGGUCCAUUGGUUUAUCCAAACUCAGUUAGUUUAAUUACACUACAAAAGUUAUGGCAGAAUUUAUUGUUAAUAAAUAAUGUUUUGCAACAACAACCUUCGCCUUCACUUUAUCAAUCUCUGUUGUCACAUAUUAAUAAUGCCGCAGUUACAGCAGCGAAUUUGUUUCCAACUCAAAUACCAUCUUCAUAUGUAGAUAUUCAGUCUUGUCACCUGUCCCCUUUGUUGACUUCAAUUUGUAAUGAUAAAACAAAUUCUAGUAUAUACUCUGAAAUUUUACAAUUUUUAGCUUCACAAUGUACACAAUUAGUUAGUGGUCAAAUUGUAGAAUCUGGUGAAAUUAGAGUCUCUGGUACAGGAAUAAAUGACAGCAUUAGUACCUUUGGUAAUGAUAAUAGAGAACUUUUUGGAACUCAAGAAUGUAAUGCAAAUAUUGUAGAUAGUAUUGUUAGAGCUCCACAAAUAAUUGUAUCUAAUUCCAGCAGUAGUGGUAAUACAGUUACAAAUAGCCUUGCUAGAUCAAAUACUAAUGGUGUUUCAGAAGAUACUUCAAAUAAUUUCCCUAAUUUUACAGCUAGUGAAGAUUUAAAAAAUAAAUCUUUACCCAUAGAGCUUACACAUUCUUUCACUUGUAAUUCUGAAUCUAAAAAUCUAAAACCAAAACUCAUAGGCAACAUGAGAUUGUCCGGAAUACUAAAACAUGACCAAAUACGAGAGUUAUAUGAUACGAGUACAAUACCUAAAGAUCUUACUAUUCCUCAAUAUUCUCCAGGUAUUAAGUUAGUUUUAGGAGAAGCAGGAAGAGAACUUUUAAGAGCGUGUAUAAGAAAUAAGGGAAUGAAAGGUAAGGAUUUACAAAAUACAUCAAUUACUGAUUUACUUAAAGCGGCCCACGAAAAUGACUUGUGGUUAGUAGCUAUUAAGAUACAUUUGGAGCAUCGUGGAGUCAUCCCAAUGAGUGCUAUACACUCAAAGUGGAGGAAGCACAAGUCUAUACAAAAUAAAGUUAGGCGACAAAAACGUGAAAGAGCAUCUGAAUUACUUUCAUUAGCAUCUUGUGUAAAUAUAAGUAGUGUUGAAAUCAAUGAUAUAAAUGAAAAGAGAAUAAAAGUAGAAAAACAUAAUGAUGAAAAACUAGAAUGUGAUAGUUCUUUGGAAUAUUACCCAGGAAUAGUUUUAAAGUUAGGACAUGAAGGUAGAAAAGCACUUAUUAAGGCCAUAAGAGGCUGUCAUGAACAAUCCCCUGAAUCUGUUAAUCUUGCAUUCCAAAAAAAUGGAAUUUCCUACAGUCAAAUUAGAAAUGCCACAGUUUCUUUACUACUAAAAAUGUCCUAUUUAUGUGGAUUAUGGGAUGUAGCUGUGAAGUUACAUCAUCAGCAUAUGAAUAAGAAAAAGAGGUACAAUUUUAAAUAUAUUUAUGAAUUUAACGUAAAUGAAAAUAAAAGUAAGUCUGAAAUAUUAAAUCAUAGUGUUUUAGGUAGACAUACGGAUUUUAUAAAAGAUGAUCAAGAUGAAAAAUAUAAAUAUGAGAGUGUUAAUGAAGAAAAUUCUGAAGUUACUAAAGAAAAUAAAAAGAGUGCUCAUAUAUAUUUGGAUAAUAAUAACUCAAAUGAACUCUGCGCAGAUCUUAGAAUGAUCUCAAACCCUAAAAUAGAUAUUACUUUUUCUCCUCAGCAUGAAAAUUUUUGUCAAGGUUCAGAUUCUGUUGUUCCCUAUACAGCCGCAUGCUUAUCCUCACAAAGUAAACUAUAA
Messenger RNA from Cryptosporidium muris RN66, 2232 nucleotides. RefSeq lists its product as uncharacterized. The transcript has a single exon. Bases 1 to 2232 code for a protein of 743 amino acids. The record is from RefSeq and is a predicted model, not a curated record. NCBI's taxonomy places the organism in Eukaryota, Apicomplexa, Conoidasida, Eucoccidiorida, Cryptosporidiidae.